AUGGGUCAGCUAGACUCACUGCCCCGAGAACUUCUAUACUUGGUUCUCGAAUACUGCAGCUUUGAGGACUGCAGGAAUCUACGCGCGACGUGCAAAUACAUCAGCGGCCUUACCAAUGCCCGGGUAUUUCAGACGUAUUACAUUGCCUUCUUUCAAUCGCACCUGGAGAGAUUUGUGAGACUAUCGGCAAGACCAGACAUUGCGAGGUGCAUAAAACGUCUUGUCUUUGUAGGAGAUGUGUUACCACAAAUGGACUGGGUAGGCACCUUUGAAGGCCUGAUCGACAUGCGCGAACCUUGGUCAUCUUUUUCCAAGAAGUACAUUGAGGAACGGACUACAGUGGACCCAGCGCGCAUGGACAGCCGCCUCUCCUCAGAUGAUGAAUACGAUUUCCGGAUGCGAGUAUUGACUGAAAGACAAGACCUUCGCCAUGCGGCGUACAAGGAAUACGACAACAUGGCCAAACACACCCUUAAUCCCAGCCAAGUGCAACAUCACUUCGAACGAUACGCAGCAUAUCGUCAGCAACAACUGGACUGGGGUCCGAAUGAUCUCUUUCUCGGCGCGCUAUCACGCCUGCCCAACUUGACAUCCAUCGAGAAUGCAAAGCAUGGGUUUGCUGACAAUCAUCUCCAUUUCCCAUGGAACAGGAUCGAGAAAGACAUCAUCCUCAACCCAAACAACUGGAUGCAGCUUCAUGCUGUCGAGGUUGAUGACGAUGAGGAAGUCCAUGUUGUAGAUGUGUUGAAAUAUCCUAUCCACAUGAAGCAUGCGGAUUGUCUUCUUGCCGCCAUCGGAGAGCGUGCAACUUUGAACAGCCGCGCAUCACCUAUUAGAAAUUUGCGCCUUGUAAAUGUUGGUGGGCAGCCUUUUCUCGACAUGAACGAGCACUACCCCCCGCCAGAUGAUCCUGCAUCUGAGCCAAUCGUAAAUGCCAUCAGGGAUGACCUGCCACAGGAGUUGAUCUCUGCCAAAAUCCAGGGCUUAUCGCACUUGGAGAGAUUAGAGCUGGAUGUGAGCUAUUGUGCCCCUGCCUCGCCUAAUGUGAGACCAGGUGCUGGGGUACAGACAUGGCAGACAAGGCAACUCUUCCAGGAGAUCCAUGCUAUCUUGUCAGCAGCAGCACAUUCUCUGAAGACUCUGAGACUCCAGUGUCGUGACGAUGAAGGCAGCUGGGCUGCCGAGGAACGGCCCAUGGACCCUGAGGACGACACAAUAGGCCAUCUUCAUAUCCCUACACUACCACAAUUAGAGCUCCUACGGCUGAGUUGUAAUGCAACCGAGAGAAGCUUGAUCGAGCUCCUGCGUGCACAGUCAAAGACACUGCGCUGUCUCGAACUUGUAGACUGCAAUCUGAAUGAGGGCACAUGGAACUCUGUGCUUCGUCAAGUACCGGAGAUAUUCGAGACUGGCCUACAACGCAUUUACCUGGAGGGACUGCACGAUGAAGAUUAUCCAAGAGAGUCUGGCGACGAAGCUUUGUUCGAGGAUGGCUUAGAUGUCGGCGAAGGCGCGCAUCCUCAUGACCGUGCUAUCCUCAAGUAUCUGCUUCAUGGUGGAGAGAUGCCAGAACUGGAUUUCAAUAGUUGGUACGAGCGCAACCGAGAACUCGCGGACAGAGGCAUCACUGAGUGGGAAGACGAGCUACUCGAGUCAGAGGUGCCGUAG
This is a messenger RNA of Aureobasidium melanogenum CBS 110374, 1668 nucleotides long. RefSeq lists its product as uncharacterized. NCBI's taxonomy places the organism in Eukaryota, Fungi, Ascomycota, Dothideomycetes, Dothideales, Saccotheciaceae. The transcript has 2 exons. Gene Ontology annotation, molecular function: protein binding. Bases 1 to 1668 code for a protein of 555 amino acids. The record is from RefSeq and is a predicted model, not a curated record.